Molecule: messenger RNA, 1823 nt
Organism: Hippopotamus amphibius kiboko
Lineage: Eukaryota; Metazoa; Chordata; Mammalia; Artiodactyla; Hippopotamidae
Gene: KLHDC2
Product: kelch domain containing 2
Exons: 17
Coding region: 138-1508 (456 amino acids)
Molecular function (GO): protein binding
Source: RefSeq, a predicted model, not a curated record
GCCCCGCGCCGGCGGCAGCGGCUGUGCGCGCCCGGGCGGGGAGCGGCCCCCGCGCCUCCCGCGCCUCCCGCGCCGCCGCCGCCGCCGCCCCUGCGCCUUUGUCCUCUGCUCGCCUCCCCGCGGCGCGCGGCCGCAAGAUGGCCGAGGGCUACGAGGACCCGCGGGAGGACGAGCUCCCGGGCCCGGCCUGCGAGGGCUGCGAGUCCGCGGAGCUCGCCUGCCCCGCCGAGCGCAGCGGCCACGUCGCCGUGAGCGACGGGCGCCGCAUGUUCGUGUGGGGCGGCUACAAGAGUAAUCAAGUCAGAGGAUUGUAUGACUUUUAUCUGCCUAGAGAAGAACUCUGGAUCUACAACAUGGAGACUGGAAGAUGGAAAAAAAUUAACACUGAGGGUGAUGUCCCUCCUUCUAUGUCAGGAAGCUGUGCCGUGUGUGUAGACCAGGUGCUGUACUUGUUUGGAGGACACCAUUCAAGAGGCAAUACGAAUAAGUUCUACAUGCUGGAUUCAAGGUCUACAGACCGAGUAUUACAUUGGGAAAGAAUUGACUGCCAAGGAGUUCCUCCAUCAUCAAAGGACAAACUCGGUGUCUGGGUAUAUAAAAACAAGUUAAUAUUUUUUGGAGGGUAUGGAUAUUUACCUGAAGAUAAAGUAUUGGGAACUUUUGAAUUUGAUGAAACAUCUUUUUGGAAUUCAAGUCAUCCAAGAGGAUGGAAUGAUCAUGUACACAUCUUAGACACUGAAACACUGACCUGGAGCCAGCCUAUAACUGCUGGUAAAGCACCUUCACCUCGUGCUGCCCAUGCCUGUGCAACUGUUGGAAACAAAGGCUUUGUGUUUGGAGGAAGAUACCGAGAUGCUAGAAUGAAUGAUCUUCACUAUCUUAAUCUGGAUACAUGGGAGUGGAAUGAACUAAUUCCGCAGGGCACGUGCCCAGUCGGCCGAUCUUGGCACUCACUAACACCAGUUUCUUCAGAUCAUCUCUUUCUCUUUGGAGGAUUUACCACGGAUAAACAGCCACUAAGUGAUGCCUGGACUUACUGCAUCAGUAAGAAUGAAUGGUUACAGUUUAAUCAUCCCUAUACUGAAAAACCAAGAUUAUGGCAUACAGCUUGUGCCAGUGAUGAAGGAGAAGUCAUUGUGUUUGGUGGGUGUGCCAAUAACCUUCUUGUCCAUCACAGAGCUGCACACAGUAAUGAAAUACUUAUAUUUUCAGUUCAACCAAAAUCUCUUGUAAGGAGACAGAAGAAGAAAGCUGGGUCAGGAGUCUUUAGUGGGGCUCCUGAAACAAUCCACUGCAGACACCAAGGGAUGACUGUACAGCAUUUUAUCAUAUGGAACUCACAUUUUAAGAUGUUCUGCAAUUUAAAGCCAAAAGCAUUUAACUUCCAGCAGAAAAAGUCUUCGGUUCACUUUGCUGGUAAACCAUACAUCAAAAAUCCAGACAUGAAGGCUAGAAGCUCAGACCCUGGUAUAAAAAGAGGAGAGAGCAAUCUUCAAGAUCUACUGUAAGAAUCAACCAACAUACUUUUCUUAGAUACCACAGUGAGUACUGAAAAUUCCCAAGCACAUAUAUACAAAUCCUGAAUAUAUAUUCCAAACGCAUCACUAACUGGAACUCUGGAACCUAGACAGUACACAUGCCAAUUGCACAGAGCCUUCAAAACAGAAAGGCCCUAAUGCAAGGGGGUAUCCUGGAUUGAACCCUGGGAAAGAAAAAAGAACAUGAGUAGAAAAACUGGUGAAACCCGAAUAAAGUCUGUAGUUUAAUUAGCAGUAAUGUAUCAAUGUGAAUGUCUUAGUUUUGACAACUGUACCAUGUUUAUG